Solea solea (common sole) is the source of this 4721-nucleotide messenger RNA. RefSeq names its product Rho GTPase activating protein 19 (gene arhgap19). NCBI's taxonomy places the organism in Eukaryota, Metazoa, Chordata, Actinopteri, Pleuronectiformes, Soleidae. Gene Ontology annotation, biological process: signal transduction; regulation of small GTPase mediated signal transduction. The coding region runs from base 39 to 1619 and encodes 526 amino acids. Gene Ontology annotation, cellular component: cytoplasm. Gene Ontology annotation, molecular function: GTPase activator activity. The transcript is spliced from 12 exons. The record is from RefSeq and is a predicted model, not a curated record.
GGGGUCUGUAGGACAACAGCGGAGGAUUCAAACUGAACAUGGCUGCGGGGAAAGAUGUUAAUGAAAAUACGAGAAAUAAAAGAGGAACAGUGUGCAGCAUGGUGAUCGAUCAUGACAAAUCUCCGAGAGGCUCUCACACGGGUCGACCACCAGUCAUCUUCAAUCCAGACUUUUUUGUGGAGAAACUCCGCCAUGAGUGCCCAGACAUUUUUUUGGAGCUGGUGCUGAGUAACAUUACUCGCCUUAUUGAUCUUCCUGGGACUGAGUUUGCUCAGCUCCUUGGCGAGGAGAGCCCCAAGACCCCCACUAGUGGAAAUGGAGGCUUCUUUCGUUCUUUUAACUUCCUUAAACGCAAAGAUAAAGGUGUCAUGUUUGGAACCUCACUGACAGAAAGCUGCCUUGCUCAGAUCUACCAGCUCAUUGAGUACCUCAGCAAAAAUCUACAUGUGGAAGGUCUGUUUCGGGUGCCGGGGAACAGCGUGCGGCUGCAGGCCCUGAGGGAGCUGCUCAACAGUGGGGUUGAUGUCGACCUGGAGUCGGGAGACUUUCACCCUAAUGACGUUGCCACGCUCCUCAAGACCUUCCUGGGAGAACUGCCCGAACCUCUGCUCACACACAGACACCUCAAUGCACACCUGAAGAUAUCUGAUUUGACUCUGUUUGACGAGCAAGGCAACAAGACCGCCAUUCCCAACAAGGAGCGUCAAAUUGAGGCCCUGCAGCUUCUUCUCCUGCUGUUACCCCAGGCCAAUCGCUCACUGCUCAAGCUGCUGCUGGACCUGCUCUACCACACCGCCAAGCAGCAGGACAAGAACAAGAUGUCCGCCUUCAACCUGGCCCUCAUGUUUGCACCGCAUGUCCUGUGGCCCAGACACAUGACAGCUGGUGACUUAAAAGACAAUCUGAAGAAACUAAAUAACAGCAUGGCAUUCCUCAUCAAACACUCACAGAAACUCUUCAGGGCUCCAGUCUACCUGCGGGAAUAUGCUAGAAUGCACUUCAGUGGGACUAAGGCUCUUCAGACCAAGGAUGAUCUGGACUUGUUGGCGUUGAGCAGCUCGCCUGUUCAGCGGACCAUGUUGUCCCUGAAGAGGACGGCUGCGCUGGGCCCCAGCUCUCAGGAGUCAUGCCAGUCACCAGCUCAGCAGUACACAGAGGAGGCCCUGAAAGAGCUCUUCAGACAUGUCAACCACAACAUGCCUGACUCUGCCAAGAAAAAGAAACUUGUCCGACAGCUUGUUAAACACACAGCCUCAGGAACACCAAACAGUGAGCACCACCAGGGACCACCAGCUCCCAGCAAGAAACGUCCUCGUUCACGCUCCUUUGGUGGCCUCAUCAAGCGCAAAGCUCGCGGCGAUCAGCUGACGGCAGAUCGGCGGGUCAGACACAUUUCUCCCGAUGUUGUGAGCAGGGCAGGAAGAAAAGCUGGCAAAGAGAAUGUCGUCCUCCAAGGGGUGAACAGCCCAUUAAGUGGUCCUGUGUUGGGGAAGAUGGGACUCGUGGUGAAAAACCCAGACUUCACUUUCUCUGAGAAAAAAACUCUAAAGGUGUCCAAGCAGGCGUCUCCUUCUGUCCCCAGGAUGUGUUUCUCUCCCGUCCAGGGAAUCUCUGUGUGAAAACAUGAUACCACUUCCUCAUCUUUCUCCGGGUUUGGGCAGUAUUAAUAUGAUUAACUCUCAUCUUCUGUCCGUGUGCUUCUUUAAUUUUAGUACGUCAAUUAUAACUGUGAAUAAUAAUGAUACAGCUAUUUUAUUCUUAGCCAGAGGAGACAAACCAAAGUCAGGAACUCUGAAUGUGUUCACACACUGGUCUCAACAGUAAUCAGUGUGGAUGACUUUCAUUAACAAAGCAAUGUGUUAAGAUUUCGUGUUUUUUCAUGACUGAUUUUAAGGAAGGUAUCAGUGUUUUAUCAGCUCCUCUUUAAAUUGACACAGGGUUCAGUUGCCAUUGAGUAUAUUUUGUACUGUUUUUUGAAUCAGAGAAGAGGUUACAGUACUUUUGGAGUACUGAGAGAUUCUAAGGCUAAAAAGACAUAUCCUAUUCAUUUGCUUUUAAUCUGAUGACCUAGAUGAUCGGGUUUUAAAACGUACACAUACCUGGUCACCAUAUCAUCAUUCAUCAUUCAGUCUACUGCUUUGGUUUGGCUUCACUGGCUCAGAGUCUGUGACCACUCGUCAGCUGACAUACAGUCUGCUCUGUUGGUAGAAUAUGUAAAUAUGUACUGUGUUUGUUUGCAUGUUUUUUUAAGGGUUUAUUCUUAUUGGGAUAUAUCUUUAGUAACUGGUACACACUUUUCUUAAUCAGGUUUACUUUUAAAUUGUUCCUUUUUUUAUUAUUAUAAUUUUUUUUUAAAGAAACUCUUUAAUGCCUAUUGAGGCGCUGUACAUGAUGAAACCACUUACUCGGAAUUGUGUCUGUGAAUCUGUUCAAUAUGAAUUGUUACGUUAAGUUCCCAGAACAUCUCAAACAAUAUUUACUUUUUUCUUAACUGCACCUGGUGGUGGAGGGGUAAUGAGUCUUCAUUUUAGCAAAAGGGGGUUGAGAGGUUUGUUAUGCUGAAGGUUUAAAUGAAAGUCGAAAGAGGAAGGAAGAAAAAUAGCAGUUCUCUCUUCUUAACAUCGGUGUGUGUGUGUGUGUGUGUGUGUGUGUGUGUGUGUGUGUGUGUGUGUGUGUGUGUGUGUGUGACUUCCUAAGGUUUUGAGUACACAUUUUGGUUCAAAGGUGUGUUUUGACCGACCAUGUGUGGACUUUCUACAGAUUAAGUGCUUUAACCUUUAUGAUUUUGUAACCUGGGCUUUAUAUAGCAAUUUCUCAAUUUACAAUGAGUUUCUUCUUUAUUAAUCAUUUACACACAAAAAACAUGGAAAAGUUAAGGCCCAGGUACUCUUUUGGGGUUAACUGUAGAUGGUGGUGUUUUUAUUUUAUUUUAUUUAAAGCCCCUUUUAAAUAUGUUGGACUGUAUAUUUUUUUAAUUCCCUCAGCUUCACUGUUCAUGACUCAACUUCAGUGAUUGUUGUUUCCUUGUUUACAGAUAUUUUUUUACACUUUGUUUUAUUUUCUUCCCUGAACAGAUCAAUGUUUAUGAUGAUGGUGAUUUGUUUUAAACUUUUCUUUGGUUUGGUUGUGAUGUUGGAGAAACUGUUACUGGUGCUUCCUGGUUUUGAGCGUGUUGUGGACGAUGUAUUGAUGGUUUGAUGUGUUGAUGUAUUGAUGGUUUGAUGAAAGUGAUGAAGGUGUUGACUGUGGCUCAGGUGCAGUCGUACAAAAGCUUUUUGUUCAUUUCUAUGUUUUCUAGAGCUUUUAUUUUGACUGAAUUAAUUUAGCAGAGGGUUAGGGUUAUUUCUCCUCAUCCUUUUUGCUUCUCUGCUUUUUUACAAACAAGUUUUAAGGAACGAUUAAAGGGAUAGUUCUUUUUUUUGAGGGUUAUAUGAGUUACUUACACAUAUAUGUUGUGUGAGCAGUUCAGUGUUUGGAGAAUGAGGCAGGAGAUCCAGAGCUUUACUUGUAUGUUGUCUUGCUUUGAAUGAGGACAGUAGAGAACGCGUGUCAUAGCCUCCUAAUUACAUUCUAAGUGUAUGUUUUGAAUAUUACCAUUUCUUGUUACCAUGACGUCAGACUGUGUUCUGCUUCUGUUUUCCUCCAGUGCAGAUGCUGUUGUGUGUUCUGACUCCUACAUUCUCUGACUUCAUGUCUAAAAAUGGCUAUUACAUAGUGCCAAUAUAGUACAUUAGGUACAUACAUUAUUACAUAGUGUUACACAGAGCCAAAGGAAGGAUCUGCCUGAAGGCACAGAAAGAAAUCUGAAUACAGUUUACUGUUAAAAUGUCAUUAAUCAUAUUUUACUGGGCUGCUGUUUAUACUCAAUCAUCUUCAAGUUCUUCUGUCUGUAAAAAUGUUCUGAGCUCUUCAUGUUCUCCUGUUUAAGUUACACACUUUAAUGUUAUCUGUGUUUACUUUUUCUUACUCGUACCGAAACACUCAAACACCAACAGUUACAUUCUUAAUAAUGUGAAAUACUGCUUAACAGCUAAAUCAUAUAAUUCCUCAUGGUACCUUUUCAUAUGCUCAGUGUUGCACAUAGUUUUAUCCCAUUGACAUAAAUGUGAAACCUUCAGUGACUGAUCCUCUGCUUCCUCUGUGUCUUUUAUCUGUUCACUGUCUAAAUGAAUACAAACACUGUUGAAGUUGAAUUUGAAAGACUCAACAUUUUUGUUGACUGAUGUUUUUUUUGGGCUCUUAUCUGUAUGUCAACACUGUGGAUCAACUAAAAUGUCCAUUAUUUCCAAAUAUCGUGAACUAAUCGCAGCAGCUGUUGACUUGUUUGUUUUUAACUGUAAAAUAAUUAACCCCUGUACUUUCGUCUUUUGUUUAUAUUUCAAUGUCGUCACCUCUGUCUCAGGUCAUGUUUUCUUUUUCAUAUCCUGUUUGUUUUAUUUUGAAAUCCUCACCAUUCUCUCUCAUUAGUGUCAUCAUUCACUUCCGGCUCGUGCCGUCACCUCGCCCCUGUGACUGAUACACGACCCACACCUGUUUGUUGUAAAGUCAGUUGUAUAUAAGCUUAUUUUCCAGGUUACUGUGGGUGUUUCAGUGGUUUCCUCGUGUUAGUUGUCAUGUGUAUGACCAUCACUUUGUCAUUUUGACUCUGCCCUCUAGCCCAGUGGUUUUUCUAAACAGACACUACAUUUUUUUUGUCUGAUAAACAGUGAUUUUUGCCUGAA